Molecule: messenger RNA, 1788 nt
Organism: Aspergillus calidoustus
Lineage: Eukaryota; Fungi; Ascomycota; Eurotiomycetes; Eurotiales; Aspergillaceae
Source: the annotation of a GenBank genome assembly
AUGUCCCAGCAAAAGUCAGCCAUCCUCUCCGUCUACGACAAGACUGGUCUUCUGGACCUGGCAAAGGGUCUUUCCAAGCACAAUGUCCGCCUGCUUGCGUCUGGUGGUACCGCGAGGAUGAUCCGGGAAGCGGGAUUCCCAGUUGAGGAUGUUUCAGCUAUUACCCACGCACCCGAGAUGCUCGGUGGCCGUGUCAAGACCCUCCACCCUGCCGUCCACGGUGGUAUUCUUGCCCGUGAUAUCGAGUCCGAUGAAAAGGAUCUGGCCGACCAGAACAUCGCCAAGGUCGACUUUGUCGUCUGCAACUUGUACCCCUUCAAGGAGACCGUCAACAAGGUCAACGUCACCAUCGAGGAGGCCGUGGAAGAGAUCGAUAUCGGAGGAGUGACUCUGCUCCGUGCCGCCGCAAAGAACCACUCGCGCGUUACUAUCCUCUCGGAUCCCGAGGAUUACCCCGAGUUCCUAAAGGAGCUUGAGGCUGGAGAAAUCACCGAGGCCAGCCGGAGGUCAUACGCCCUCAAGGCGUUUGAACACACCGCAGACUAUGAUACCGCCAUCUCGGGUUUCUUCCGCAAGCAGUACGCUGGCAACGGCGAGCAGUACCUCUCUCUCCGUUACGGAACCAACCCUCAUCAGAAGCCCGCCUCGGCCUACAUGCCUCAAGGCAAGCUUCCUUUCAAGGCUCUCAAUGGGUCCCCCGGCUACGUUAACCUUUUGGACGCCCUCAAUGCUUGGGCUCUUGUCAAGGAGCUGAAGCAGGCUCUUGGCUACCCUGCUGCUGCGAGCUUCAAGCACGUUUCUCCCGCUGGUGCUGCGGUGGGUGUUCCUCUUACUGAGAAGGAGCGCAGGGUCUACAUGGUCGACGACAUUGCCGGCAUCGAGUCCUCGGGCCUUGCUCAAGCCUACGCUCGUGCUCGUGGUGCCGACCGCAUGUCCAGCUUUGGCGACGUCCUCGCCCUUUCCGACGUUGUCGAUGUUACUACCGCCAAGAUCAUCUCCCGUGAGGUUUCUGACGGUGUUAUUGCUCCCGGUUAUGAGAAGGAGGCCCUCGAAAUUCUUUCCAAGAAGAAGGGCGGCAAGUACCUCGUUCUGCAAAUGGACGACUCUUACGUUCCUGCUGGCGAGGAGACUCGCACAGUCUACGGUGUCCAGCUCAGCCAGCACCGAAAUGACGUUGUCAUCUCCCCCCAAAAGACCUUUACCACGAUCAUUACUCCAAAGGAUCUCAAGACCCUCCCCGACUCCGCUCUAAGGGACCUCACCGUGGCCACCAUUGCCCUCAAGUACACCCAGUCGAACUCUGUGUGUUACGCGCUAAACGGCCAGGUUGUUGGUCUCGGAGCCGGCCAGCAGAGCCGUAUCCACUGCACCCGUCUGGCUGGUGACAAGACCGACAACUGGUGGAUGCGCUUCCACGACCGUGUCAUCGGCAUCAAGUGGAAGGCCGGCACCAAGCGCGCCGACAAGAGCAACGCUAUUGACCUGCUCUGCUCUGGUCAGACUCCCCGCAAUGACAUUGAAAGGGCUGAAUACGAGCGCGUCUUUGAGGAGGUUCCUGCCCCAUUCACACAGGAGGAGCGCGAGUCCUGGCUCAAGCAGCUGGGCGAGGUUGCCGUGUCGUCGGACGCUUUUUUCCCUUUCAUCGACAACGUCUUCCGCGCUGCCCGUUCGGGUGUCAAGUACAUUGCUGCUCCCAGCGGUAGCCAGAACGAUGGUCCCGUCUUUGAGACUGCUGAGAAGCUCGGUAUGGUCUUUGUAGAGCAGGGCACUCGUCUCUUCCACCACUAG